Messenger RNA from Trematosphaeria pertusa, 1932 nucleotides. RefSeq lists its product as uncharacterized. Bases 1 to 1932 code for a protein of 643 amino acids. The transcript has a single exon. The record is from RefSeq and is a predicted model, not a curated record. NCBI's taxonomy places the organism in Eukaryota, Fungi, Ascomycota, Dothideomycetes, Pleosporales, Trematosphaeriaceae.
AUGAGCGAGAAAAGACAACUCCCCAUCACAUCAUUCUUCACGACACCGACGCUACAUGUGCAAGCGCCUAUUUCAAAGGCUACCCAUCCUUCGAACAGCGCUGAAGAUCCAAAACCACCCCGACAAUGUGAAGCCACAGCAUCCGAUCACCGCAAUGAGAUAAAUAUGCUGCCAAACUGGCCUCCAAGUGCCCAAGGUACUACUACCGGAAAUAUGGACUACUCAUCCCCCACAGAGAUCGAGGCCGCGGAUCAACCUUCGAGCGACAAUCCCAAAAAGCACCUCUACAUUCAGAAGUGGAUGGGAGAUAGAGAGGAAGAUCUUUGGGAGCUUAAACAGCUGAUUACCUCUGGGCAACGCACGGCCUACACACCCCAAUCGGGGUAUCUCACGGAGCAUGGCUGGCACUCCAUCAACGACCCCAAUGAAUCCAAUCCGGUAUGCCCUCCAAUACUUUCCACCCAAUUUGAACUAUGUCCACCGAAGGAUGUUGAAGCACUUUCAGAGGAGCCCACACUGGACGCUAAGUACUUCGAUCCGGAAUACUACCUCUCCAAUCAAGAUGAGGAGAUGCUACCGAGUGCCGCAGCGAAAACGGUCGGCAGGAUACUGGAGCAGAAUGAUGGGGAAAUCAACGGUGGGGGGUACGUACCGGAAGACGUAGCUCCACUCUCUGGACAAAGUGGGACUAGGGACAUAGCCAGUUAUUUCAAGUCCACGAGGAAAGGUUCCGGACCGGCCCCAUCAGAGCCUAGAGACGAAAAUCGUGUCCCAAAGGAGACUAAGGCCGGCAAAUUUCUGUUCGACAGCGAGACGGAAAGCAGUCUCACAGAACUGGACUCCGAUUUCUUGCUAGAUGACGAUCCGAUAUUUCGGGGUAUGACGACGUCGGCUCCAACCCAGUUUCAGUUAGGCGGUAAGACCAAGCGCUCGUCGAACGGACCCAUCAUACCCAGACCGCAGAAGGUUUCCUCGAGCGACGCCACUGCCUCCCAAGAAACGACACCGAACGAGACGACCGAUGGCGAUAAUGAUAUCCCAAAAGAUCAAAGCAAGAGAGACGAAUGGGAACUUGUAAGCGAUGAUACCACUUCCCCUCGCGUUGGCACACCGGCACCACACAAACUGAGGAUACACUUGCGGCACAAAGCUACUCGGCGCGAAAAGACCUUAAAGUUCCGGAUGAUUAAGGAAGCUGACAUCGACUGGAACGAGCCCAAGCACCUGAAGUCUAUCGGGCAGUGGCGGCGUCAGCUCUUCAGGCGUAGAGGUUUCCCGCUGAAGAAAGUCUUGUUUGCCCCAGCUGAAGAUGCGUGGCUGAAUCUGUUCCACGAGAAGACCUACGCCGUAGCCAAGGGUGCAAGCGCUAUAGGCAUGCCGACCGUUUCGAUGGUCCGCGAGGCGUUUAAUGAGUUCUUCGAAGGCAAGCUGCUGGUGGACGCCAAAGGCAACCAACUUCCUGCUCGCGAGGCGAGAGAAAACACUUCAUUUCGGGGCAAAUUCGUGCGCCAAGGCUCCAAGCUCUGGCAGCUGCGUGAGGAUACGAGGGGGUUGCUUGACAAGGAUUCGAACGGCAAGAUAUACGUACCAGUCAUUACAGAGGAGGAGCUGGACCGAUAUCGCGAGAGUGGGAUCGUUGCAGUUGAUGACCCUGACAAUGCCGAUAAGAACAAUGCGUUGGCGUGGUCGCGGGAGAAGCUUGAGAAACUACAUCAGUCGUCACCCCGGAAGCGGAAGCGGAAGCAACCAAAGAUAGCCGAAAUUGAAGAGGAGAAGGACACUUUAGACAAAGAUGUCUCUGAUGCGGACGAUGAAGCGGAGUCACCAAAGCCAACAAAAGAGCGACUGGCACCCUCCAAGCCGUCCGUGUCGGCUUCCGUCUCAUCAACUAAGUCUAACGAAAUCGCGCCCCCACAAGACCGUGCUCGCUAG